Molecule: messenger RNA, 1664 nt
Organism: Oncorhynchus kisutch (coho salmon)
Lineage: Eukaryota; Metazoa; Chordata; Actinopteri; Salmoniformes; Salmonidae
Product: complement C1q-like protein 4
Exons: 4
Coding region: 115-756 (213 amino acids)
Molecular function (GO): protein binding
Source: RefSeq, a predicted model, not a curated record
UGACAGAGAGAGUGGGUGUCUGUCUCUAUAAGAGCUAAGGAGAGUGUGAGCCGUGUUACAUUCUUCCUCUUCUCUCUGCGACCCUGUUGAUCACACACACAGAGGCGAGCGAUAAUGGCACCCUGCAGCCUUCCACUGCUGGCCCUGGCCUGCCUGUCUCUGUUGGUCACAGCUCAGCCCACCUGGGGGGACCAGGACACCCCCUCCAUGUUCAGACAGAUCAUGGACACUGUGGCAGAGCUGAAGGCCAAGUCUGACCUAACAGCCAGCGUGCUCGCUAUGAAAGAGAGAAUGGAAUCCAUGGAGAAAGAGCUGCAGGCACUGAAAGACAUUCCUAAGGUGGCGUUCGCAGCAUCACUGGGAGGUAAUGGACUCCAAAAGGCAGGAGACUUUAACAAAAAGCUGGUCUACAGAGAGGUCUUGACAAAUGUUGGUGGUGCAUACAACGUAGAGACAGGUGAAUUCACGGCUCCGGUUCGUGGAGUCUACUACAUCCGGUUCACGGCCAACGCUCCUACAGACGUCACCUUGAGCUCCAUGCUGUAUAAGAACGGCAGCAAAGUCAUUCUGGCCGCUCACGAGAGUCCGUCCGGCGAGGGCAGCGACACGGCGUCUAAUGGAGCCACUCUGCUGCUGGAGGAGGGAGACAGUCUGCAAAUGAUGCUGUGGGCCAACACCCAGGUCUGGGACAACACCAACCACCACAGCACCUUCAGCGGCUUCCUCCUCUUCCCUAUGCCACAGCAGCUGAAGUAAUAGGUCUACAUCCCUCUUCCCCAUGACACAGCAACCAGAGACAGACCUACAUCCCUCCUCUUCCCCAUGACAUAGCAGCUGAAGCAAUAAGUCUACAUCCCUCUUCCCCAUGACACAGCAACCAGAGACAGACCUACAUCCCUCCUCUUCCCCAUGCCACAGCAGCUGAAGCAAUAGGUUACAUCCCUCCUCUUCCCCAUGACACAGCAACCAGAGACAGACCUACAUCCCUCUUCCCUAUGACACAGCAGCUGGAGCAAUAAGUCUACAUCCCUCUUCCCCAUGACACAGCAACCAGAGACAGACCUACAUCCCUCCUCUUCCCCAUGCCACAGCAGCUGAAGCAAUAGGUCUACAUCCCUCCUCUUCCCCAUGCCACAGCAGCUGAAGCAAUAGGUCUACAUCCCUCCUCUUCCCCAUGCCACAGCAGCUGAAGCAAUAGGUCUACAUCCCUCCUCUUCCCCAUGCCACAGCAGCUGAAGCAAUAGGUCUACAUCCCUCCUCUUCCCCAUGCCACAGCAGCUUAAGCAAUAGGUCUACAUCCCUCUUCCCCAUGCCACAGCAGCUGAAGCAAUAGGUCUACAUCCCUCUUCCUCAUGCCACAGCAGCUGAAGCAAUAAGUCUACAUCCCUCUUCCCCAUGCCACAGCAGCUGAAGCAAUAGGUUACAUCCCUCUUCCCCAUGACACAGCAACCAGAGACAGACCUACAUCCCUCCUCUUCCCCAUGACACAGCAGCUGAAGCAAUAGGUCUACAUCCCUCUUCCCCAUGCCACAGCAGCUGAAGCAAUAGGUCUACACCCCUCUUCCCCAUGACACAGCAACCAGAGACAGGUGUACAUACACAGUAGAAUUGUUUUCAACUGUUGUUAAAUCAUUGACUGAAUUAAAAAUAAUAUUGAGGUGAAA